GAGGGGUACCAAUCCGGUACCUGUUAGAGCGCUGAUGCCAGUUGAUCAGAUUGUCGGUGGCGGGGCUGGGUUAUCUCCGAGUGUGUGACAGACACUACUGGCUUGGCGUGGACCAUUCUACACACACAAACACGCAGCUGGAGAGGGGCGUAGUGUAUGAAUGUGCGUGCGUGUGUUUGGACGGGGAGUUGGCGCCUGGCAAUGGACACCUACAGAACACACGCCGUGUUGAUUUUACUGUUAUUAUCAUCGGAUAUUUGUCUGCCGUCGCAGUUUCCAACACAACUCAUAAUAAAGGAAUGGGUGGAUCAGAUGCAGAUAGAGCUGGUGACCCUGGCAGACAUGGCCAGCGCCGGGAAGAACCUCACACAGAUCUUCCUGGACAACCAGAACCUGUACACAGUAGAGUCGAAUGAUGCUGAGGAACUAGUGGCUGGGGCAGCCAGGAAUAUAGAACAGCUGCUACUGAAGAGGGCUGCAGCUCUGGAGACUCUGGCCACAUUUGCUGAGAAUUUCCAGAUGGAACACCAGUGGAAGGAUGAGUAUGCGGAUGGUGACAUUGUUUACUACAAUGCAAAGGACAAUUUGGAGGUGAAUGAGACAGAGGGUCGGAAGAACCGGAUCAGGCCAGCCUUUAAGGAAGAUAUGUUGUUUAAACGCCUCACCUCUCACAACCACACUGCUGUACACAUCCCUACUGACAUCUACGAUGGCUCCACCAUCGUGCUGAACGAGUUGAACUGGACGGAGGCACUGGAGGGUGUGUUUAAGAAGAACAGAGAGGAUGACCCUACUCUGCUCUGGCAGGUGUUUGGUAGUGCUACUGGAUUGGCCCGAUACUACCCAGCCUCUCCAUGGAUGGAUGCUCGGAAGACCCCCAGUAAGAUCGACCUGUACGACGUACGCAGGAGACCCUGGUACAUUCAGGGAGCUGCCUCACCCAAGGACAUGCUGAUCCUAGUGGACGCGAGUGGCAGUGUGUCUGGUCUGACUCUGAAGCUGAUCAGGACCUCUGUCGGUGAGAUGCUGGAGACUCUGUCUGAUGAUGACUAUGUCAACGUGGUCUAUUUCAACACCAGGGUGAAUAACACAGCGUGCUUUGACCACCUGGUCCAGGCCAACGUGAGGAAUAAGAAGAUCUUGAAGGAUGCGAUUCAGAACAUCUCUGCUAAAGGCAUCACCAACUACACCAAGGGAUUUGAGUUUGCCUUCGAACAGCUCUAUGCAACUAACAUCACUAGAGCCAACUGUAACAAGAUCAUCAUGCUGUUCACUGAUGGAGGAGAGGAGAGAGCGUCGGCCAUACUGCAGAAAUACAACGCUGACAAGAAGGUGCGUAUCUUCACCUUCUCAGUGGGUCAACACAACUAUGAUAAAGGCCCAGUCCAGUGGAUGGCCUGUGCUAAUAAAGGAUACUUCUAUGAGAUUCCCUCUAUUGGAGCCAUACGCAUCAACACGCAGGAGUACCUGGAUGUCCUGGGCAGACCCAUGGUUCUAGCUGACCAGCUGGCCAAGCAGGUCCAGUGGACUAAUGUCUACCUUGACGCUCUGGAGCUAGGUCUGGUCAUCACAGGAACCCUACCUGUCUUCAACAAGACCAAGUAUAAAGAUGAUUCGGGUUUAGAGAUUCAGAACCAGUUGAUCCUAGGGGUGAUGGGGAUUGACGUGUCACUAGAUGACAUCAAGAAGCUCACACCGCGCUACACUAUUGGACCUAAUGGCUAUUAUUUUGCCAUCGACCCCAAUGGAUAUGUACUGCUACACCCCAACCUCCAACCUAAGAAUCCUAAAUUCCAGGAACCUGUCACUCUGGACUUCCUCGAUGCUGAACUGGAGAACGACAUCAAAGUCCAGAUCAGGAGAAUGAUGAUAGAUGGGAACCCAGGUGAAGAGACCAUAGAGACUCUAGUUAAAACUCAGGAUGAGAGAUACAUCGACAGAGGAGUAAGGACGUACACCUGGGCUCAGGUCAAUGGAACAGACUACAGCUUGGCCCUGGUCCUGCCUACCUACAGUGAACACUACAUACAGGCCAAACUGGGAGACACUAUCAGACAGGCCAUGGCCAUGGACACUCUGCGGGUGGAGAUGUUUGAUGAGUUGGGAUACACCUUCAUCGCCCCAAGGGAGUACUGCAAAGGCUUGAAAGACAACGACAACAACACCCAGUUCCUCUUGGACUUCAACCAGUUCAUAGACAGGAACACACUGGAAGAGCCAUGUAAUGUGACUCUGGUCAGUAGGCUGCUGUUGGACGCUGGGUUGACUGCUGAUCUGGUCAAACUGUGGAAGGAGCAGUCAUUGGGUGGGAUUCUGGCCAGGUUUGUAGCCACUGAUGGAGGGAUCACCAGAGUCUAUCCCAGAAGUGCUGGAGAGGAGUGGACAGAGAAUGCUGAGACCUAUGACUCAAGUUUCUACAAGAGGACUCUGGAUAACAACAUCUAUAUUUUCACCGCUCCAUACUUCAACAAGAGCAGGGAGUCAGGCUAUGAGUCAGGUAUUCUGGUGAGCAAGGCUGUAGACCUCAACAUAGAUGGAGUCAACCUCAAACCAGCUGUGGUGGGGGUGAAACUGAACGUCUCCGCCUGGAUGAACAACUUCAUGAACGCCACCAUCAAAGUCAACUGCAAGGAUGAAAUCUGUGGCUGUCUGAAGAAUAAUAAGCACGUUGACUGCGUCAUCCUGGAUGAUGGUGGCUUCCUGCUGAUGUCCAAUCAGGAUGAGUAUAUCACUCAGAUUGGUCAGUUCUUUGGGGAGGUAGACCCAGUCGUGAUGAUCAGUCUGGUCAACACGUCUCUGUACUCCUUCAACAAGACCUACGACUACCAGUCAGUCUGCGAUCCUGAGAGAGACAGCAAGGCUGCUGCAGGGCCACGAUCUGUCUAUGUGCCCACUAUAGCAGACAUGCUGAGUAUAGGUUGGUGGGCCUCCACUGCUACCUGGUCGAUAAUGCAGCAGGUCUUCUACGGUCUCAUCUUCCCCAGCUUCGUAGAGGCAGUGGACUCAGAUGAUGACAUGUCAGCUAACAUGUUUAAGGAGAGUUGUAUCACAGAGCAGACUCAGUACUUCUUCGACAAUGAAGAGAGAUCCUACUCGGGAGUCCUUGACUGUGGAAACUGCUCCAGGAUGUAUCGAGCUGAGAAGCUGCCCCACACUAACCUGGUGUUUCUGAUCACUGAUGCCAAGGCCACCUGUCUGUCUUGUGACCCCAGACCACUAAGACAAGCUGAGCAACCCUCCCAGGGUCCCGACCCCUGUGAGCUGGCUCAGAACCCCAGAUACAGGAAAGGACCUGACGUGUGUUUCGACAACAACAUAGACGACGAGCCCCUGUGUCCAAUCAGCGGUGUCUCUGGUCUGAGUCCCGUCCCCCUCCUCCUGUUGCUGCAGGUGUUGAUGCUGGGCCCAGGGAGGAUGAUUCUGACUGUGGGGGCGGGACCUCUCUAAGCUCCUCUCUCUGGCCCUUGUUGGGGCUCCAACUACUGCUGCUGUGGCUCCUCACUGGCUCCCGAGACUCAUGACCCCUACACAAACACACAAAUGCACACACAUACACACUCACAUCUCACUUAGACAGUGUUUUACAUUGGACUGUUUUCUGACGAUCCAUCCCCUGAACGUAAUCACUGAUGUGUUAACUCACUGCCAGUAUGGAAGAGGAGUCACUCUCCUGUUCUCCCAUCGUUCUCCAAUGCCAAAGGGUGCUCUCUCUCAUCGCUCACUUCUCUUCUCUACCAUGUUUCAAUUGCCUGAGAUAUUCUAUUCUAUUCUAUUCUAUUCUAUUCUAUUCUAUGGUGCAACAGUAAGAGCUAACCAAACCCUUUAAUUCUGUAGUAUCUAUGUAUUGGUUUGAGUCUGAGGGAGGUUGAGUGGCUGUCCUUUCAUGCCAACAUAUUAAUUUUCACUGACAGCAAAUGAUUUGUGUAUGCCUAGUUGUUUGUAUUAUUGUUGCUUAUGAUAUUUAUUAUAUGUAGAAAAAGAUCAUUAUGAAGACAACAAACGCUGUAACUGAAAUGGACAGCAAAGUUCUCAAUAUUCCAACUGUUCCAGGUUAACCAGGAGCGAGUAAAUAGAUGCAGUAGACUAGUAGGGUUCACUCAACAGAGAGCUGAACAACACCAACUAUGACACCAAAUAAAGCUCAUUAGAGUAAUGGGGAUAGUUGGCCCAUGAAAGAGACUCUGAUAACAUGGUCAAAUCCUACUUUAAUAUCGUUAUGUCCAUGGUACCAAUCUAUGACCUGAGCCAAAUACUUUCUAAAUACUGUUGGUGUGCUUCAUUUAGGUUCACUUGCUGAUUGAGCAUGGUUGUACUUUUGGGACUAUUCCAUUGGUUCCAUUGCACCGGGAAAGUGAAAUCUAGUGCAACUCAAGUGAUACACUAUCUAUUUGACCCAGGUCUUUAUAGAUACAUAUACAGUAUAGCUUCAUUUGAUGCAUCAGAUUCCUAGUGCCUAUGUAGCGUCAACAUCCCAUUCAUAUAUCCAGAGUUAAUCUUUGAUGGGGAGUCAUUGGAAUGAUGUCCCAAUGUGUCCCAGUUGCACGCCGUACAGUAUGCUAUGUGUAGUAGUAGAGCAGGAGCAGUAGCUCAGAGAUGUGUUUCCUAUGUUACAUAACUAGCUGGUAUCUAUCUAGCCUGGGUGUCAGUCUCAUUUACCUUCAGACUGCCAGACAGACUUGAACCCACCUCUGUAGAACAAUGUGCUCCUGAAGUUAGUUUCCUCUGGAUCCCCAGACUCAGGAUUUCAGCAAAGUGAAAGACGGAAAAGCUUUCCAAAAGACUACAGGAGUUUGUAUCACAUGCCCUGGUGAGCAGACAACUGGAGAAUGAUAUCAGCAUAUACAGUAUAAAGAAUGUUUCUUUUCCGUCUUCUUCUACUGCUUGUUUCUUCUUUGUGUUGCUCUCUAAGUGCUGUCAACGAGACGCUGAAAGCUCGGUGUCAGAAUGCUGCAAUGUGACGGGAUGAGUCUGUUCGAUGUUGGACGCUCCUCAAACCAUGGAUAAGUCACUGUUUGGCCAUGAUGGAGAGGACCAAGGUACAGGCCCUGUUACCACAGACCUGAACCACAGACAGUUUCAAUUCUUAACCCACUCUUAUCCCAACCUAACCAAAAGUUAAGUUCACUGUAAACUACACAUUACAAAAAAGCAGCACUGUAACCCUAACCCGAAAUGAAGAACUAACAGCUCAUGUUAUGUCGUUUUUACAUCAGGGCCUGUCGCUGCCAGUGUUGUCCUUUCUGCCAUGGCCAUCGUGUGACUAAAUGGUUUGGCGUUCAGGAUCAUGCCUGUUUAUCCGGAGUCACGUGUUGACGUGUGUAUAACACCAGGAACAUUAUGUAGCCCUGGUACAGGCAUGUCCCUGGGGAAAUCCUUGAUUGUGCUUUAAUACAUGACUUACUCUUUUGUGUAACUUGACUAGCCUGAUUCAAUUUUGUAUACAUUUGUACAAUAAUGAUAUUUACUGUAAAAAAAAAAGAAGAAAAAAAAAGAAAGUGAAAAAAGGAGCUAUAAUGUUUAUAUAACAUGGUUGUGAUUCUUGUGCAAAUAUGAUGUAUUCACAAUAAACGUAUAGUAUUGUUAUGGUC
Messenger RNA from Oncorhynchus gorbuscha (pink salmon), 5588 nucleotides. Its product is annotated as voltage-dependent calcium channel subunit alpha-2/delta-1. Gene Ontology annotation, molecular function: voltage-gated calcium channel activity. The coding region runs from base 157 to 3447 and encodes 1096 amino acids. NCBI's taxonomy places the organism in Eukaryota, Metazoa, Chordata, Actinopteri, Salmoniformes, Salmonidae. The transcript is spliced from 39 exons. The record is from RefSeq and is a predicted model, not a curated record. Gene Ontology annotation, cellular component: L-type voltage-gated calcium channel complex.